Pangasianodon hypophthalmus (striped catfish) is the source of this 2229-nucleotide messenger RNA. RefSeq names its product cytochrome P450 7A1 (gene cyp7a1). The record is from RefSeq and is a predicted model, not a curated record. Bases 73 to 1611 code for a protein of 512 amino acids. Gene Ontology annotation, biological process: cellular response to glucose stimulus; cholesterol catabolic process; cholesterol homeostasis. Gene Ontology annotation, molecular function: heme binding; cholesterol 7-alpha-monooxygenase activity; iron ion binding. Lineage: Eukaryota; Metazoa; Chordata; Actinopteri; Siluriformes; Pangasiidae. The transcript is spliced from 6 exons.
GCAAAGCACUCGUACUGUAUCCUCACAGACAACAAAAUCUUUGGCUCUGCUCCUUGUUGCACAGCUGCAGACAUGAUCAUAAGUGUUGCCCUCAUCUGGGCUGUUGUGGUGGGACUCUGCUGCUGCCUGUGGCUCAUUUUGGGAAUCCGCAGGAGACAGCCAGGGGAACCUCCAGUAGAAAAUGGCUGGAUCCCAUACAUGGGUUGUGCGCUUCAAUUCGGCGCCAACCCACUGGAGUUCCUCCGCAGCAGACAGAAGAAAUAUGGUCACAUCUUCACAUGUAAGAUCGCUGGCCAAUAUGUCCACUUCCUGUGCGACCCGUUCUCUUAUCACUCCGUCAUCCGUCAAGGGAGGCAUCUAGACUGGAAGAAAUUUCACUUCUCAGCAUCUGCCAAGGCCUUUGGUCAUGAAAGCAUGGACCCGAGUCAUGGCUACACGACAGAGAACCUUCACCAGACUUUUCUGAAGACUUUGCAAGGUGAUGCUCUUCCAUCUCUCAUUGAAACCAUGAUGGAGAACCUGCAAAGUGUCAUGCUGCAGUCCAACAUGCUCAAAACCAGCAGCUCUGAAUGGGAAGUGGAUGGCAUCUUCGCUUUCUGCUACAAAGUCAUGUUCGAGUCCGGCUACCUCACGCUGUUCGGAAAGGAGCUGGAUGGAGACAAGAGUGUUGCACGUCAGCAAGCCCAGAAAGCUCUUGUCCUUAAUGCUCUCGAGAACUUCAAGGAGUUCGACAAGAUUUUCCCUGCGCUCGUCGCAGGCCUCCCAAUCCACGUAUUCAAGAGCGGCCACAGUGCACGAGAGAACCUCGCAAAAACCAUGCUGCACGAGAACCUCAGCAAGCGCACCAAGAUUUCUGACCUCAUCUCGCUGCGAAUGCAGCUCAAUGACUCGUUAUCUACCUUCAACGAGCUGAGCAAAGCCAGGACUCACGUCGCAAUGCUGUGGGCCUCACAAGCCAACACCUUACCUGCAACUUUCUGGACUCUCUUUUACCUGAUCAGAUGUCCAGCAGCAAUGAAGGCAGCUACUGAGGAAGUGAAGAACGUGUUUGAGAGUUCCAACCAGAAAGUCAAUCCCAAAGAUCCUCGACUCGUCCUAACCAGGGAAGAGUUAGACAACAUGCCAGUUCUCGACAGUGUAAUAAAGGAAGCGAUGAGGCUGUCCAGUGCCUCUCUGAAUGUGAGGGUGGCUAAAGGAGAUUUCUUGCUCCAUCUGGACAACAAGGAAUCGUACCGGAUCCGUAAAGACGACGUCAUAGCGCUGUAUCCGCAGAUGCUCCAUUUCGAUCCUGAGAUCUACGAAGAUCCUCUGACGUACAAGUACGACAGAUUCUUGGAUGAAAACGGACAGGAGAAGACGAGUUUUUACCGAGGAGGACGUAAACUGCGGUAUUACUACAUGCCGUUCGGCUCCGGAGUCACCAAAUGUCCCGGACGAUUUUUCGCUGUUCAUGAGAUUAAACAGUUCCUGUCUCUGGUGCUGUCCUACUUUGACAUGGAGCUUUUGGAUUCUCAAUUAAAAGUUCCUCCUUUGGAUCAGUCACGUGCCGGCCUCGGCAUUUUACAGCCCACAUACGACGUCGACUUCAAAUACCGACUCAAAAAGCAUUAGGAACUUCACAUUCUGUUCUUAUUUAAUGUAAAUAGUGUAGAUUUUUUUUUACAAACUAAGAGAUGCUGUCACUGGAAAACUGUCAUUUUUGAUAGUUAAGUGUAAUGUUCGCUAAAAUUUGAUCACAAAUGUAAUGAAAGGUCCAAACACACCAUCAUUUUCUAUCAACUUAACGUGACCUCGACAUGUUUUUGUGUCUAAACCAGUAUUAAAGAUUCCCACCUAACCAUCGAAAUAAUCCUAACGAUGUCCAACCUUAUUAACAUUCCACUCUGAUAGCAAUGAAAUGUAUGUUUUAAAUUAUUUAAUAUUUGUGAAAUCUUGUGAUUUCAAGUCUUUUUUUUCUUUUAAAGGUAUGAUAACUGAUCAUGAUGGCACUUUAAUGUUGUGUAAGAUGUCUCUGCUGACUGUUAUCAGUAAUAUUUACUGCUUGCAUGAGCCAAGAGUUUCGAUACUUAAUGAAUGACCUCGUAAAAUAGUAUUGUAUAUAAUGAGAAAUUCUAACAUGAUAAUGUAAUAUAUAUAUAUAUAUAUAUAUAUAUAGCUGAAUUGUUUGUUAAGAUUUUGGGCGGACAUAAUUUUCACACUUGCUCUUCUGAGAAUUCAAUUAAAACUUUU